Messenger RNA from Cryptomeria japonica (Japanese cedar), 588 nucleotides. Its product is annotated as ethylene-responsive transcription factor ERF071-like. Gene Ontology annotation, biological process: regulation of DNA-templated transcription; ethylene-activated signaling pathway. The record is from RefSeq and is a predicted model, not a curated record. The transcript has a single exon. Bases 1 to 588 code for a protein of 195 amino acids. NCBI's taxonomy places the organism in Eukaryota, Viridiplantae, Streptophyta, Pinopsida, Cupressales, Cupressaceae. Gene Ontology annotation, molecular function: DNA-binding transcription factor activity; DNA binding.
AUGGAAAGCUCAACAUCCUCAAUGAUUUUGGAGAACGUAUGGGCCACCUUCAUUGCGCGGGAAAGCCCUUUCCCACAUUCACAACUACACGGCGAGAAGAAUAUGGGCGAUUCCAUUCUGAGCGCCAGAGAGAAUGAUGUUUCGUGUGAGACAUUGAAGGAGUCAGAUUUCAGUGAUGUUUUAGAAAGACUAGUGAGCCUCAGGCGAUGGCUAUCUGCCAACUGCGAAGCUCUUGACCUAGUCAAAGUGAAUAAGCAGUCGGAGGAGGGCCAUAUUGUGCAGCAGGAGAUCACAAAAGGAAAAUGGGUAGGUGGAUGUGUAGCGGCGGCGGAUGCUGGGAAGCGGUACAGAGGUGUACGGCGAAGGCGGUGGGGAAAAUACUCAGCAGAAAUUCGAGACACGAGGAGACAGGGUGCGCGGGUUUGGCUUGGGACGUUUCUGACGGCGGAUGAAGCAGCCAUGGCGUACGACAAAGCCGCCAUGAAAAUGAGAGGCGCUGGAGCUCACUUAAACUUCCCCUCAGAAAUGGUCGACCAAGCCCUCGCUGAAGAAUAUGGCCAAUCCAAACCUGGAAUUUUUCGUAUGUGA